Verticillium dahliae VdLs.17 is the source of this 612-nucleotide messenger RNA. RefSeq lists its product as uncharacterized. The transcript is spliced from 2 exons. Lineage: Eukaryota; Fungi; Ascomycota; Sordariomycetes; Glomerellales; Plectosphaerellaceae. The coding region runs from base 1 to 612 and encodes 203 amino acids. The record is from RefSeq and is a predicted model, not a curated record.
AUGUCUCCUCACCGAGGCCGACGAUCGCGCCCGUCGCAUCACGACGGCAGGUUCCCGCCGGUCAGGCACGACCCGCGAGACGACAAGGAAAAUGUGGCGCCACCGGUCAAUCAGGCACGCGUCGGAAAGGCAAGCAUGCGAAUUAGCACUCUCAAGCCGCGCCGUCCCCUCAAGCAGCAGCAUCGCAAUCCGGGCUCUGGUCACGAAUUCCGCAAAGUAGGCGCGCAAGAUGUGGUCUGCCAGGCCGAAGACACGAAUCACUCGCACCAAAUGUCCUACCUGGAAAGCACGACGCGAGACAGCUACAUCAGCUUUGAUACGGAGUUUGUCAUCUACGACGACAGCGAUCAGGCCGCACUGGCGCCUGAAUUGCAGAAAUUGUCGCUCAAUGAACCCUGUGAGGUUUUCAGAGAUGACACUGCGAUGCAUCGGGGGGUUGACGAAAGGACGGGUGAGGCCGACAUCGAGGUGUUCUUCGACAGCGAUACAAAGGGCCCUCUCAAGGCGCUCUCGUACGUCGAGGCCUUUGCGAUGCGGCCUCGCGUUCAAAAGGUAGAUGCUGAGGCCAGAGGGAAGGGGAGCCCGCUGCGGAUGGAGGUCUACGUUGAGUAA